Messenger RNA from Moneuplotes crassus, 1281 nucleotides. The record is from the annotation of a GenBank genome assembly. NCBI's taxonomy places the organism in Eukaryota, Ciliophora, Spirotrichea, Euplotida, Euplotidae.
CUAUGUUCCUACCCAAUUGAUUACAUGAGAAUGCCAGAGAAGACAAUCUUACAGGAGAUGUUCUCUCAGACUCCAUUGAAUGAGCAAGAUAGGAGUCAUUGGGAUAGGCCAUCAAUCUUGAUAAAUCUAGCUUGUUUCUUUUUCCUGAAAUUCAUUUUAAUAAUCCUUGCAGUAAGUCUUCCGAUCCCAUCUGGAGUUUUCACCCCAAGCUUGCUGCUUGGGGCAGUUUUUGGACGAUUCUUUGGGUAUAUUCUGAGAUUAAUUUUUGGAGAGAUUAUUCAUGAAACAACCUAUGCUCUGGUAGGUGCUACAGCAAUGACAGCUAGUGUAACCCGAACUUUGUCUGUUGCAAUAAUUGUAUUUGAGAUCAACGGAGAGCUAAGCUACAUGAUCCCAGUAUUGAUUGGAGUAAUUAUUAGCUAUGCUAUUAGUAAUGCUCUUGGAAAUAGCAUUUUUGAUACUCUUCUAGAUCUAAAGGAUCUUCCAUACCUUCCAACCAUAAGAACAGAGUGUUUUAAAUUAAAGGCAGAAGACAUAAUGAAAGUUAAUUUCGACUAUCUACGCAUAGAUUCAAAGAUUUCUGAUUUAAAUGGACUCAUAAGCGCUCAGCAGAGAAUGAUACCAGUGAUUAACAAAGAAGGCUGUUUGGCCUUUAGUAUUGAUAUUCAAUAUUUGAGAAAAUAUUUGAUCAACUACUACCAAAUGAAUCAGCAUUGCUUUUCAUACUCUGUCAGGGAUACCUUGAAUAUCUAUUUCAACUACAUCAGGUCUAUCAAUAGAGACAAAAACGAUGACUUUGAGUUUAUUCAGAACUCUACUGAAGAGAGCAAUGUCAUCAAAAAGAAUAUUUUUGGCACCAAGACGAAUGACUAUAUUCCUGUACAGAUAAAGAGAAAGAAUACUCAUUUACAUAUUCGAGAAUAUGCGGAGGGUGAAGAACAAGAAUCCGAGGAAUAUGACCCAGAAGCAUCUGACCCUGAUGAAUCCAUCUUGCAAUCUUUUUGGAACGCACCUAUUGACUGGGAAGAUCAAAUUAUCAAGGUUGACUCUGCCCCUUUCAUUGUCCUUCCUGACACAAAAAUUGAGAAAAUAGUGUUUUUGUACUCAAUUCUUAAUGUAAUUAAGAUAUUUGUAGUAAAAGAUGGCCAUCUUAUUGGCACUAUCACUAAGAAAGAAUUGCUAAAAGAGCAUUAUGAUAGGCACAACAUGAAUGACCUCCAGAAUAAUUUAUUAGAGCCUGGACAUCAGUACCCUACUGCUGUCGGUAAAAAAGAGGAUUAA